AUGUCGCCAAGAUUAUCUACCUUGGUUCUCUUGUUCUUGCCCCUCUUUGCUUUCGCCGCUGCUGCGACCACUAGUAAAAUCGUCAUCUCCGCUGACGGCACGAAAAUCUACGCAGACGCCACCGGCGAUCCCGAAAAGCAGAGCAUCGUCUUUGUUCACGGGCUCGCGCUGAGCAGCAUAGUAUUUGACAGGCUCUUCGCAAACAAACGGCUAGCCGAUUACUAUCUCGUUCGUUAUGACAUGCGUGGCCACGGCCGCAGUGAUAAGCCAGCCACCGUUGAUGCCCACUCAUCUAUCCGAUACUCUCAGGAUUUCGCAGCCGUUAUGGAUGGGUUCGGGCUGAGCAAGCCUAUAUUCGUCGGGUGGUACGUCUCUCCCAACAAUAACACUAUCAAGCUAAGCUUACCCCCCCUUAUUCACAGGACGGCCAUAAUCACCGACAUUGUAGCCAACAAUGACGUUCUUCCCAUUGUGGGGGCAGUUGCCCUUGGCGGCAGUCCUGGCCUCAGUGCCGACAUACUGCCAAUAAUCGCGAGCCCCGUCUUGCUCAGCGAACUCCCUGGUUUCAUCGCCAACGACAACGUGACCGCAGCGUUAGCAACUCGCCGAUCGUUCAUCGAUGGCCUCUUCCAGGAUCCAGCCAAUGUGGGCUUCAGCUUGAAAGCUGAGUAUUUAGGGCAGACGGUAGUUCAAUCUCCUGCCAUCAGCGCUCUGGUAUCUACGCGGGCCCAAGACCCUACGAAGCUCUUCGCAGCCGGGGAGGCGGGCAAGCUUCCUCUGCAGGUACUCUUCGGUACCUCUGACAGGAAGGUGGUGGCCGAUGGCGUCGUUAGCGUGUUUGCCCCUCAUUUCGGGGACAAGCUGUUCGUCAGCAAAGUACCUGGGGGACAUGCCCUCUUCGAUGACAAUCCAGAAGGGUUGAUUGAUCAGCUGAUGUGGUUUGUCCAGAAGAUCACGGCGGACAAGUCCGCCAGAAGCACCGUCUAUGCGAGGAAAUACUAA
This is a messenger RNA of Pleurotus ostreatus (oyster mushroom), 1002 nucleotides long. RefSeq lists its product as uncharacterized. The transcript is spliced from 4 exons. The record is from RefSeq and is a predicted model, not a curated record. Bases 1 to 1002 code for a protein of 333 amino acids. NCBI's taxonomy places the organism in Eukaryota, Fungi, Basidiomycota, Agaricomycetes, Agaricales, Pleurotaceae.